This is a messenger RNA of Cyprinodon variegatus (sheepshead minnow), 4816 nucleotides long. It is a transcript of the gene kcnj5, whose product is annotated as potassium channel, inwardly rectifying subfamily J, member 5. Gene Ontology annotation, cellular component: plasma membrane. The transcript has 5 exons. Gene Ontology annotation, molecular function: inward rectifier potassium channel activity. The record is from RefSeq and is a predicted model, not a curated record. NCBI's taxonomy places the organism in Eukaryota, Metazoa, Chordata, Actinopteri, Cyprinodontiformes, Cyprinodontidae. Bases 296 to 1615 code for a protein of 439 amino acids. Gene Ontology annotation, biological process: potassium ion import across plasma membrane; regulation of monoatomic ion transmembrane transport.
CCUCACUCGCUGUCUCUCUCUCUCUCUUUCCCUCGCUAACAUGCACACAGACCCCCCUCUCGCAUAGAAGUAGACAGAGAGCAGUGAAGAGCAGAAGGAGCUGGAUGGCAGGAGGGAGGCAGGAUGGUUGUUGUUGAUUGAACAAAGCCAGGAAAGGAGCGCACAGUCCUGGGGAAAAGAGCAGCUGUGAAAUGCCUUGAAGGGAGCCUGCCAGUUACUCCUGCACAGACCUGAAGGUCCAGUCAAUGAGAAUGGGAACCACCGCUGGUUUGCACAGUGUGAGCCUCAGCUGAGGAUGGCAGGAGAUUCUCGAGUCCUUAUGGACCACAACAUGGAGAUAGGGGUAACGCCUGCACAGGUGAAGAAACUCCCAAAACAUCUGCGGGAGCCUCAGAUCUCAACUGAGCGAACCCAUUUGAUUUCAGAACCGGUAAAGAAGCCACGUCAGCGAUAUGUGCAGAAGGAUGGCAAAUGCAAUGUUCACCAUGGAAAUGUACAAGAGACCUACCGUUACCUCAGUGACUUAUUUACAACUCUGGUGGAUCUACGUUGGCGUUUCAGUCUUUUAAUUUUUACCUUGGUUUAUGUUGUCAACUGGCUUUUCUUUGGGUUCCUAUGGUGGCUGAUUGCACUUAUCCGUGGAGAUCUGGUGCAUGGGGAUGAGGAGGACUGGACCCCUUGUGUAGAGAACCUCAACAGUUUUGUCUCAGCUUUCCUCUUCUCAAUUGAGACAGAGACCACCAUUGGGUAUGGCUAUCGAGUAAUUACAGAAAGAUGCCCUGAAGGCAUUGUCCUACUUUUGGUACAAGCAAUCUUGGGAUCCAUUGUUAACGCAAUAAUGGUGGGAUGCAUGUUUGUCAAGAUUUCACAGCCAAAGAACCGUGCCGAGACCCUUAUGUUCUCGAACAAUGCUGUCAUAUCGGUGCGGGACAGCAAGAUGUGCCUGAUGUUUCGAGUGGGAGACUUGAGGAACUCUCACAUCGUGGAGGCAUCAAUUAGAGCAAAGCUCAUUCGCUCACAGCAGACCAAAGAGGGGGAGUUCAUCCCACUCAACCAGACUGACAUAAACAUCGGCUUUGACACAGGGGAUGACCGACUGUUCCUGGUGUCACCACUUAUUAUCUCUCAUGAGAUCAAUGAAAAAAGCCCUUUCUGGGAAAUGUCCAUGGCACAAAUGGAGAAAGAGGAGUUCGAGAUCGUCGUUAUCCUUGAGGGCAUGGUUGAAGCCACAGGCAUGACGUGUCAGGCUCGGAGCUCCUACCUGGACACCGAGGUGCUGUGGGGCUACCGCUUCACACCUGUUUUAUCUCUGGAGAAGGGCUUCUAUGAAGUAGACUACAACAACUUCCAUGAUGUCUACGAAACCAACACUCCCACAUGCAGCGCCAAGGAGUUAGCCACCAAGCUUCGGGACGAGCCACUUUUGCCUCAGCUCCCACUUCUAAGCCCUAAACCCACAUCGCCGACCUUUGACCCCCUGGACUGCCUUUCAGAACUGAAUCAACUAAAUCAGGAUGAAAAGAUGGAGGAAAGAGAUUCAGGUGACAGGGGUGAGAACAAUGGCUUAGCUGCUGCUCUUGAGGAGCCACCGCUCGUUGAUGGAAUGCCUGACUGAAGGGCUACAUCAGCUCAAAAAACCCAGCAAAGACUGUAACCAGACAAUGCUUAAUCAAUGGCCAUUUAUUUACGCUGCAGUUAUUGGAGACAAAAGACUUCUGUCUCCAGAUGCAGACUCAUGCAAUAUUUCUCCAUAAGAGCAUCAAUCUAUAGUGUAGAUUGGUUUUGUAGACAGGUAUGUUACUCAGAGGCACACAUGUACAACAACUAUAUCUACUCUUAAAGUUUGGGGGAAUUUUAUAAUCACAAUGAUCACCUAACUGCUAUAAUGCAUCAGUUCAAAUUUUGUUAGUUUAAAGUUAGGCUGGAGCUGGUAGCCCUGGAGGUACACUAUGAGUUCGCCCUAAUAUUCUCAUGUGAAGGUGUUGUAACUCAGCCUUUUUAUGCUUUCAUUCACUCCCAUUAAGAAAUCUGUCUAAACAGUCAUUUGAAUUAGCUCAUGUGUCUAACAGCAGCUUGCAUGUGGUAAUAAAAUCUUGCUUGUAUUUCUUUAAUUUUUGAAUGCGAGAAAUUAUUGGUUCCUGUUCCUGUCAGUAUUAAUAAAACAUCUUUGUCAUAAAGAUUAACAAUAUAGUUUACAAAAGAAAAGAUUGAAACUUCUAAAAUGUUACACUUACUGUACUUGCAGACAUGGGGCAGUUCUGUUUCCUUUGCUCAACUCUUUUCUUUUGCUUUGCUGAUCUACAGUCACAGCGUGUUUUCUGUAAGUGAUGGCUUUGAGACACUGAGAGAGUUGAAUCAAAACAAUAGUUAAUCAUUUUAUGAGAUAUUUUUGAGGUUUUAAAUUAAGAGAGAUAACAAGCAACAGCUGAAAAUUCUAUAUAUAUUAUGCUAUGGAAUCAGUUAUUUUUGUCAUCUUCUUGGUUAUGUAAAGACAUUAUUCUAAUUUUCGACGUGCAGGCAAAGAACCCUAAAUCUAAGCCUCCUUUGGGGACAAAAAAAAGCACAAUUUCUUGUAAGGGGAUUUCACAAACACCCAAACAACCACUGAACUACUGCUGCUUCUCCUGCUACUGGUUGAUGCAUGUCGGUCCUACCUAGAAGUUGCAUAAAGAAUUUUGUAAAAGGGAAAUAUUUACCCAGCAAUUGUUUCAAAUGUUCCUAAGUUUUAUACACAAUUCAGUACAUCAACACCUAAGAUGUUUCACAAACAAAAUAAAAUAUUCUAUGAAUUAUGUAAGGCCCUUUGUUGCUUAUCUUUAUAAAUUUAUAUAUAUUGUUUUGCCAUGUACAAAAGGGAAAAAGUGAAAAAAUUCAAUGAAAUAUAAUAAUGGCAAAUAAUUGUUUGCCUUUUAAUAAUCUCCUUUAAAGAUGAAUCUUUUAGCCUUUGCAAAAACAUUGGUUAACAGUGCACUUUGGUUCUGUUCAACCAAUCGCUCCUGGGUUUUUCCUUGUUAUAUCACACUGUGAUGGUCCGCUCUGGUCAGAAGUUUUCAUAAAUGUUAAUGAGCAUUUUAUUUAUGGUUUCUAAAUUAUUUUAUUUGAACUAUAAUUUUUUUUCAGGUUGCAUUGAUUAUACAGCAUACAAGCUAUAAAAAAAAAAUCAUCUUUGUACUAAGGAUGGAUUUUUUUUUCAUUUCUAACUGAUUUUAUCUCGGAUAUGGUGGUAGUUAGCACUGUUAACUUGCAGGGAGAAGGUGCUGGGUGUGGAUUCUGACCUUUCCACAUGAUCUGAGUGAACUCCCUAUACAUGAAUGGGUUAAAUCCUUGUACUAUGGUUUCUUUGAAUGAUCCAAAUAUAUUAAUGGUAAGUUAACCAUUAAUUAUGUGUUCUGUUAUCCAUGCAUUGGGAAAAUUAUAGAGCGUGGCUAGGAAAUUUACCAACUAACAAUGCUCCUCAUGUCCCAUGGCAAUUUGCACAUGUACCAUUAGCAAUCCUUCCUUUAGAGAAACUAAAAUCAGUUUCCUUAAAGAUGUGCAAAGGCUUUUCCAAAAACGUAAUGUGGGCAUUUUUUUCCCCAUAUCAUUCACUCCAAAACAAAUUUUGAUGUGUUUGAGAAAUGUAGUUUUUACAACACCCAAAGUUAAUGUUAAGUAUUGGAUUCAUUUGGAAAAUCAUAACUAUAAACUAAACAAUGAGCAUUAUAUGAAGGGAAAUUGAUAUUAGUGAUAUUUACAAAAAAAAAAAACAUAAGGCACCAUUGUGGACUUGGUUUAAACUGUAGACUGCCAAAAUCUCCACAGUAAAGCGUGUUUAACAUAGAUUUUGUCUGAGAGGAUGCCAGCUAAAUAGGACGCUUAUUGAAAUGAUUUCUCAGAGCUUGUUUUAAACCAGGAGAAACUUACAUAGACUAAACUUAGACUGAACUAUGGCCACAAUGACAACCUGAGUAAGCUUUAGCUAUAAUCAGAAUCUUAAAUGUUAAAACACACUGCUGAACACAAGAGCUUGUACCUUGAGGUCAAUGAUAGUAAACAAACUCAAGAAAUGUUAUAGAAAUGGAUGAUAUAUAAUAAAACGGCUUCACUCGCUACACCUUCCUAUGGAAGAUUGUUGGUCUGCAUUCAAACGCCGACAGUUUUUAAGAAGCCAAAUGAUUCCCUUGAUUUUUGUUAAGAAAAGAGGUUAGCUAUUUUCACAGAAUUAUGCUAAAUGUUAACAGAAGGAAAGUGUGGUGGAGAUGAAACUUGAGAAUGAAAAAUUAACCAAAUGUUAGUAAGUGUGAAUGUAUAGAUGUAGACAAAUGAUGAGCCUCUAUGAAAUAUUUUGACUAUAAGAGGAUGGAAGCGCACAUAAUUACUCAUUGUUCUUUUACAGAUCUUUAAAGUUGUAUAAUUAUUCAACUCUAGGAAUGGAGGAAUGGUUGGAUGAAGCCAAUUAAAAUCCAAAACUAAUGACAUCCAUGUCAGUGACAAGGGCAUGGAAGCUUUAUACCAGAAUCGCAUGCUGGGGACGACUUACUCUUUCCUUAUUAGCCUACUUUUCAUUAGAAAACACUAAGCUUACAGGCAUAAAUCAAGGAUUACUCCUCCUCUGUUAAAUAAUUCAUUAUAAGAAAUACAGGGUACUUUUUAGGCAUGCAAGUUCUGUGAUUUCGACAUAAUAAUGUAAUGAUAUCCAACUAUCACAUUUUGGAAGAAAACAAUAUUUCUAAUGAUUAAAUCUCACUUUUAAAUCAUUGCUGUUUUACAGGAAUAUAUGUCUACUUAGUGUCUUUUUUUCCACUGUGACCUUUUAAGCACCUUAUUAUAUGUAUGU